ACUAUUACCAGGUCUUUUGAAUCGAAUCGAAUCGAAUCAUUCGACUGAUUCGACUUCAAUACGAUCGAGAUUGAUCAUUCGCAACGGUGAGUAAAACUCCGAACGGAUGACACAGAUGACAGCUCAGAUGACAUGGUAAACCACGGUAACUGAGGCAAUUAUGGAUUGCUUGCCGCCAGUAGCAAAGCCCUUUCUAGCUUUCGGCAACUCCAGAGAAGGAGCAAACUUACUUGAAGAAGAAAUUUUAAAAGGCAAACACAUCACUCGAUUUUUUAGUUCACGUGUUACUACUGCACGUAUCGGUACCGAAGCUUUGCAAACCAAGUGGUGUGUGAGAGUGGCUGUGUGAGCUGUGUGCGGAUCUUUGUUGCAAUCGCUAGAAGGUUGUUGGUCAACAUACCUAUCUAGUAGAGAGAUAUUGCCUCCCUCCUUUCCAAUAGGCUCGAUGAUAGCAAAGAUUCCUCACUGUUGACAACUUGGCAACGAAAGCCUAACGACCAUGGAAAAAAAUUUCGAAACAAAAAAACAGGGCGAAUGCAACCCGAAGGCAGCAAAUCUCGAUCUCGGAAGCUCUGGGCAAGAGGACGCGGACAUUGAGAAGGUGGAGGAGGCCGUCGCAUCCUCGUGUCAAACUAAUGCGGGGCGAGAGCGUGGAGAUGAGCCAGAGCUCGAACCCAAAGCAGCAAAGGAGAAAGCAGAACAAGGGGCGGCUGCUCUACAUAGCAACCUGGAACUAGACCAAGGGGACACGUAUAAUGAUUUAGCUGCUAAGAGCGUGGCGUGUGAGACUGACGAUGUUCCUCCUUCUGCCGAUGGGCCCUCAAAGACUGAUGCAGUCAAUGGAAAAUCACAUUUGGUUCAAACCUGGCGUGAGGGAUUAGAGACUAGCAUGCAUCCAGCAACAACCGAAAUCCAAUCAGAUGACGAGAUUAUGGGUGCCAAACCUGAACCGCUGCCACUGACAGAGCUGUACCCUCAAGCAGCUUUGCAACAACAGAGUACCCCUGGGGCGUUCGCAGUGGGUGGACCUCCAUUGAGCGGAGUCGGACAAGAACAAUUGCGAUCAAGACAAGCACGCCCAGAAGUCGGACCUCAACAAAGACCCUCUAUGGAUAGCCAGUCACCAAGGCCCACAACUGGUGUGACAGCACCACAGGGUUUGGAGUCAGUGCUCUCAGUAGCAAAUCCGGUAGAUGAAGCAAGUAGCCACCCAGAAUUGCUACCCCAGGCUCAAGCCUUGGAUUUGGAGGGUAGAAACAGACAUGAAACUCAACAAACAGAGCAACAAAGGAAACACAUUAUUGUGGGGGCAUGCCUUUUUGUUCUCCUCGUUAUCAGUGCUGUUUCCGUGACAGUUAUGGUGUCGCAAAAGGAAGACUCAAAUUACAAGGGUACUCUGUCGGCUCCAAUGACUAUGCUGAGAGGAACAACUGGCAGUCCAUCCCAGGCUCCAUCAUCUGUAACUGGUGGUGCUCAUCACCUAGUCUCACUGUUGCCGGAGGGGACACAGUUGGCACUUGAAGACACAAAUUCUCCACAAUCCCAGGCCUACUAUUGGCUCAUGGGUGACAGAAACCUUCCUUUCCUCACUGAUGACCGCAUCAAGCAACGGUUCACUCUCGCAGCCAUUUAUUUUGCAACCAAUGGAGACGAUUGGACUGACAAUACCAACUGGCUCCGUUACAAUGUUCAUGAGUGUGAAUGGUACAACCAACCAUCCUUUGGUUUGAAACACGUGCUGGCCCAGUUGUAUCCAGAUUACCUCGUUGGGUUUCAUGAGGUAACCCCCGCAAUUUGCAAUGAUGAUGGAAUCUACCACCACUUGUGGCUAGACCAAAACCACCUAGUUGGUUCCCUACCCCAUGAGUUGUACUUGCUGACCUCUCUACAAACCUUCUCUGCUGUAUUCAAUGAGCUGGAGGGGGGGAUCUCAAGUCAAAUUGGGCUCUUGACCAAUCUGGAGGGGAUGGAUCUUGCCUUCUCCUUUCAAAAAGCCGGUACAAUACCAUCUGAAAUAGGCAUGGCAACAAGUUUACGAGUCCUUGGACUCGUAUCAAAUGGCCUCGAGGGUUCCAUUCCAAGUGAACUAUGGCUUCUGACCAAACUGGAAGGGUUUCUAGGUCUAUCACAGAAUCCACAAUUGGAAGGUAUUCUUCCUACAGAAAUUGGUCAAUUCUCCAAUUUGAAGGUGCUGAACCUGGAGGACUGUGGUCUCAGAGGGACACUUCCUUCUGAGCUGGGCCAAAUGGACUCUCUGGAGUGGCUCUUCGUUCCUCGAAAUGGCAUUAAUGGUACUAUCCCCACAGAGCUAGGGUUGCUUCACCAGAAUCUAUCAGUUCUUUCCCUCUUGGAAAACAAUCUAACCGGAUCACUACCAAGCCAGCUAGGGGAAUUGACAUCAUCUACUGCAGUCAGCGUCCACAACAACCAGUUAACAGGGACCCUCCCAAGCGAGUUUGGAAAGCUGACAUCACUUACCUUGGGACUCACUUUCCAUAGCAAUCAGCUUACAGGGACUCUGCCAACAGAGCUCUCCAGCAUACUCUCCCUGCAAAAUCUACAGUUCCAAAACAACAGAUUCAUAGGCCAGAUUCCCAGUGAGUUUGGUCUCCUUACCUCACUCAGCUGGCUGGAAAUGGCAAACAAUUCCUUGUCUGGAAUUGUACCUCAAGAGCUGUCAGCACUGCAGCAAUCCAUCCACACAUUGACACUACAAGACAACCCUCUUUUGUCUGGAAGCCUACCAGAUUCACUUUGCCAAACCAAUGGAACUUGCACCAGCAAUAUCUUGUUUCAGUGUGAAGGCAGCUAUGGCUUGUCCUUUGACUGCACAGACAUUUUGUGCGGUUGUGGCUGCGACUGUGGAACCAUUGGAGCAAACAGCACCCAAUGACAUCUCCCUUACUUUCCUGACUGCCCUGCAUGAACAGAGUCGCAGUUGAUAAUAGCUAGCUAGCUGCUUUGAUACCUCU
Molecule: messenger RNA, 2972 nt
Organism: Seminavis robusta
Lineage: Eukaryota; Bacillariophyta; Bacillariophyceae; Naviculales; Naviculaceae
Source: the annotation of a GenBank genome assembly